This is a messenger RNA of Urocitellus parryii (Arctic ground squirrel), 3579 nucleotides long. It is a transcript of the gene Klf5, whose product is annotated as KLF transcription factor 5. NCBI's taxonomy places the organism in Eukaryota, Metazoa, Chordata, Mammalia, Rodentia, Sciuridae. The record is from RefSeq and is a predicted model, not a curated record. Gene Ontology annotation, molecular function: DNA-binding transcription factor activity, RNA polymerase II-specific; RNA polymerase II cis-regulatory region sequence-specific DNA binding. Gene Ontology annotation, biological process: regulation of transcription by RNA polymerase II.
GCGGCCGCCCUGCGCGCGAAGCUCGUGGCCCAAGGGGUGCGGUCGGCCCAGUGGAGGCGGGGCCCUGGGUGAAUUUCUCUCUUUUCAUAGGCUGGCCGAUCCGGCCCGGCCGGCGAUGGAGUCUUAGGAUUCGCGGCAGCGCUGUCAGUCAGACUCGCAGAGCCCGCCUACCCAGAGUUGGGUGAAAUAGAGGCGGGCGUCAAGUGUCAGUAGUCGCGGGGCAGGUACGCGCGCUCGCAGCUCGCUCUUGGAAAUCGGCGGUGGCGGGAGCGGGCUCCAGCGACUGAGAGAGCGCGGUGGGGCGGGGCGGGAGAAAGUGGCUGCCUGGAGGACAUUGGCGUUUACGCGUGGCAGAGCGGAAGAGUUUUGCUUUUCGUGGGCGCCUUCGAAAACUGUGCCUGCUGUUGACCGAGGGGUCUGCCCGGAGCCUCCCCUCCUCCGCCCGCGGCCCCGCGCCGAGCUCGCCGGCCCGAGCCAAGGUGGGCCAGGUGGGAAACGCGCCUGACCCACGUACCGCAGCCGGAGCCGCUCCCCGAGUGUCCAUGGCUACGCGGGUGCUGACCAUGAGCGCCCGCCUGGGACCUGUGCCCCAGCCGCCGGCCCCGCAGGACGAGCCCGUGUUCGCGCAGCUCAAGCCGGUGCUGGGCGCCGCGAACCCAGCCCGCGAUGCGGCGCUCUUCCCGGGCGAGGAGCUGAAGCACCCUCACCACCACCCACAGGCGCAGCCAGCGCCCCCGCAGCCCCCGCAGCCGGCGCCGCCUCCCGCCGCCGGCCCGCGGCUGCCUCCAGAGGAGCUGGUCCAGACAAGAUGUGAAAUGGAGAAGUAUCUGACACCUCAGCUUCCUCCAGUUCCAAUUAUUCCAGAGCAUAAAAAGUAUAGACGAGACAGUGCCUCAGUCGUAGACCAGUUCUUCACUGACAGUGAAGGGUUACCUUACAGCAUCAACAUGAACGUCUUCCUCCCUGACAUCACCCACCUGAGAACUGGCCUCUACAAAUCCCAGAGACCGUGCGUAACAUACAUCAAGACAGAACCUGUUACCAUUUUCAGCCACCAAAGUGAAACGACUGCCCCUCCUCCUCCUCCGGCCCCAACCCAGGCCCUCCCUGAGUUCACCAGUAUAUUCAGCUCCCACCAGACCUCAGCUCCAGAGGUGAACAAUAUUUUCAUCAAACAAGAACUUACUACACCAGAUCUUCAUCUUUCUGUCCCUCCCCAGCAGGGCCACCUGUACCAGCUACUGAAUACACCGGAUCUAGACAUGCCCAGUUCUACAAACCAGACAGCAGUAAUGGACACCCUUAAUGUUUCUAUGUCAGCCGCCAUGGCAGGCCUUGACACACACACCUCUGCUGUUCCGCAGACUUCAAUGAAACAAUUCCAGGGCAUGCCCCCUUGCACAUACACUAUGCCAAGUCAGUUUCUUCCACAGCAGGCCACUUACUUUCCCCCAUCACCACCAAGCUCAGAGCCUGGAAGUCCCGAUAGACAAGCAGAGAUGCUCCAGAAUUUAACCCCACCUCCAUCCUAUGCUGCUACAAUCGCUUCCAAACUGGCAAUUCACAAUCCAAAUUUACCUGCCACUCUGCCAGUUAAUACGCAAAAUAUCCAACCUGUCAGAUACAACAGAAGGAGUAACCCCGAUCUGGAGAAACGCCGCAUCCACUACUGCGAUUAUCCUGGUUGCACAAAAGUUUAUACGAAGUCUUCUCAUUUAAAAGCUCACCUGAGGACUCAUACUGGUGAAAAGCCCUACAAGUGCACCUGGGAGGGCUGCGACUGGAGGUUCGCACGAUCAGAUGAGCUGACCCGCCACUACCGGAAGCACACGGGCGCCAAGCCGUUCCAGUGCGGGGUGUGCAACCGCAGCUUCUCGCGCUCGGACCACCUGGCCCUGCACAUGAAGAGGCACCAGAACUGAGCCCCAGCGCCACGCUCUCCGCCGCGCGCGCCGCAGUCGGUUCCGCAACCUUUAAACUACAAACUUUAUUAUUCAUAUAUAUAUAAAAAAAGAGAAAGAAAGAAAAGAAAAAAGAAAGAAAGAAAAGAAAAGAAAAAAAACUGGAAAUGUAUAUUUUGUAUAUUUGAGAAAACAGGGAAUACAUUGUAUUAAUACCAAAGUGUUUGGUCAUUUUAAGAAUCUGGAAUGCUUGCUGUGAUGCACACGGCUUUACUCAAGCAGAUUUCAUCUCAUGACAGGCAGCCACGUCUGGCCCGGGUGGGGGUGGAGGGGGGUGCGGCACCAUCGUUUAACGUGACAGUGGUCAGUGAACAAAUCACUCGGCAGGUACUGGGAAGAAGGAUGGCUUGUAUGUCAAGAUUUUACUUGACGGACAUCGUUUUUGUCAUUAUUAGGUGAUCCCUUAGAGGUACGCACUGUACCUGGCAAUUCACUAAUAGCCAUUGAACAAAUGUGUGUGUUUUUUUUUUUUUAAAUGAGUUGCCUAUAUUUGCUAUUCAAAAUUUUGUAAAUAUGCAAAUCAGCUUUAUAGGUUUAUUACAAGUUUUUUAGGAUUCUUUUUGGGAAAAAAAAAUCAAACUUCUUUUGAAAAUAACCGUAAAUACAUUUACAGUUAGAAUUUGUGAUAAACAUACCUCUCAAAACGUUACCAAAUUCAUUUCUUAGGGGGGAAGGAAUAAUCAUUCAAAUGAACUUUUAGGAAAAGCAAAUUUCAUGCACUGAUUAAAAUAGGAUUGUUUAUUUUAAAUACAAAAGAUGUUUUUUAUGAAUUAUAAACUGAAGAGCUUAAAGAUAGUUACAAAUAUACGAAAGUGGAACCUCUUAAAAUAAGCUAAACAGUAUCAUUUUUUAAAGGAAGGACUUAAUGUAGUUUUCACAUGGCGAUGUUGAAUUUAUGAUGCAGUUUUCACGUAUGGAAACGUUGAAUUUAUGAUGCAGUUUUCAUAUACCAAGGUGUUUGCUCGUGCAGUACUGUUGGUUAAAUGACAAUUUAUGUGGAUUUUGCAUGUAAUAUACAGUGAGACACAGUAAUUUUAUCGAAAUUACAGUGCAGUUUAGUUAAUCAGUUGUUAAUACUGACUCAGUGUCUGCCUUUAAAUAUCAAUGAUAUGUUGAAAACUUAAGGAAGCAAGUGCUACAUAUAUGCAAUAUAAAAUAGUAAUGUGAUGCUGAUGCUGUUAACCAAAGGGCAGAAUAAUAAGCAAAAUGCCAAAAGGGGUCUUAAUUGAAAUGAAAUUUUAAUUUUGUUUUUAAAAUAUUGUUUAUCUUUAUUUAUUUUGUGGUAAUAUAGUAAGUUUUUUUUAGAAGACAAUUUUCAUAACUUGAUAAGUUAUAGUUUUGUUUGUUAGAAAAGUUGCUCUUAACAUGUAAAUAGAUGACAAACGGUGUAAAUAAUUUUGUAAGAGGCUUCAAAAUGUUUAUACGUGGAGACAUACCUACAUGAAAAGCAUAAAUCAGUUGCUGUUUUGCUUCUUUUUCCCUCUUAUUUUUGUAUUGUGGUCAUUUCCUAUGCAAAUAAUGGAGCAAACAGCUGUAUAGUUGUAGAAUUUUUUGAGAGAAUGAAAUGUUUAUAUAUUAACGACAAUUUUUUUUGGAAAAUAAAAAGUGCCUAAAAUAU